Messenger RNA from Oryza sativa Japonica Group (Japanese rice), 1710 nucleotides. Its product is annotated as lysine histidine transporter 1. Lineage: Eukaryota; Viridiplantae; Streptophyta; Magnoliopsida; Poales; Poaceae. Gene Ontology annotation, biological process: amino acid transmembrane transport. Gene Ontology annotation, molecular function: amino acid transmembrane transporter activity. The record is from RefSeq and is a predicted model, not a curated record. Gene Ontology annotation, cellular component: membrane.
UCACCGACGGAGGUAGUUGCCGCCGCCGCCGCCGCCGCCACCGCCGGCGAGGAAGAACCAAGAUGUCGGCGACGGAAGUGAUGGAGGAGUGCACGGAGACGGCGAGGGAGCGGCGGGAGGAGGAGCGGCUGAGGAAUGUGAACCUCGACGACUGGCUCCCCAUCACCUCGUCCCGCACCGCCAAGUGGUACUACUCCGCGUUCCACAACGUCACCGCCAUGGUCGGCGCCGGCGUCCUCGGCCUCCCCUUCGCCAUGUCCCAGCUCGGCUGGCCCACCGGCGUCGCCGCCAUCGCCUCCUCCUUCGCCAUCACGCUCUACACGCUGUGGCAGCUGGUGGAGCUCCACGAGCCGGCGCCCGGCGGCGGGAAGCGGUUCGACCGGUACCACGAGCUCGGCCAGGCGGCGUUCGGCCGGCGCCUCGGCGUCUGCCUCAUCGUGCCGCUCCAGCUCAUCGUCCAGGUCGGCACCGACAUCGUCUACAUGGUCACCGGCGGCCAGACGCUGAAGAAGUUCGUCGAGCUCGCCUGCGACGGCCGCUGCGCCGACAUCCGCCUCACGUUCUACAUCAUGAUGUUCGCGUCGGCGCAGUUCGUGCUCUCGCAGUGCCCCAACUUCAACUCCAUCUCCGCCGUCUCCGCCGCCGCCGCCGCCAUGUCGCUCUGCUACUCCAUGAUCGCGUUCUUCGCCUCGGUCCUCAAGGCCCACCCGGCCGCCGCCGCCGCCGUGGACUACGGGUUCAAGGCGACGACGGCGGCGGGGCGGGUGUUCGGCGCGUUCAACGCGCUGGGCGCGGUGUCGUUCGCGUUCGCGGGGCACAACGUGGUGCUGGAGAUCCAGGCCACCAUCCCGUCGACGCCGGAGCGGCCGUCGAAGAGGCCCAUGUGGCGGGGCGUCGUCGUCGCCUACGCCGUCGUGGCGCUCUGCUACUUCACCGUGGCGUUCGGCGGCUACCACGCGUUCGGCAACGCCGUGGCGCCCAACGUGCUCAUCUCGCUGGAGAAGCCGCGGUGGCUGGUGGCGGCGGCGAACCUGAUGGUGGUCGUGCACGUCAUCGGCGCGUACCAGGUGUACGCCAUGCCGGUGUUCGACAUGAUCGAGACGGUGCUCGCCAAGAAGCUCCACCUCCGCCCCGGCCUGCCGCUCCGCGUCACCGCCCGCUCCGCCUACGUCGCAUUGACCAUGUUCAUCGGGAUAACCUUCCCCUUCUUCGACGGCCUCCUCGGCUUCUUCGGAGGUUUCGGAUUCGCGCCAACAACUUACUUCAUCCCCUGCAUCAUAUGGCUCAUAAUGCGCAAGCCCGCCAAGUACAGCCUCUCAUGGUUAAUGAACUGGUGUUUCAUCAUCAUCGGAAUGCUGCUCAUGCUGGUUUCACCCAUCGGAGGAUUACGGCAGAUCAUCCUUGACGCUAGCAAAUACAAGUUUUACUCUUAGUCCGAUCCGGCCUAGAAGAUGAUAGAGUAGGAUUAGUUGUCAAAAGAGCUAGUAGUAGUAGUUUUUAAGAUUUCUUUAGCAAUGCACGGUGCAAGUUAUCAGUGUCUAGAAGACCAGGCAUCAGAGAUGUAAUAGAGUGCCUGAGUUUAUCUCUAUUAUUAUUAUAAAAAUUUAAGAUGUUUUUAUCAAAUUUUCGUCCGUCACAUGUAGUCAAAUUCAACCCGUAUGGCCGUAUUCAAAGAGCAUGCGAUUUAUAAUCCACAUCCGAUUCCGUUUC